Molecule: messenger RNA, 429 nt
Organism: Vanrija pseudolonga
Lineage: Eukaryota; Fungi; Basidiomycota; Tremellomycetes; Trichosporonales; Trichosporonaceae
Exons: 1
Coding region: 1-429 (142 amino acids)
Source: RefSeq, a predicted model, not a curated record
AUGGACUUCAACUCGAUCGAACGCGAGGUUCUUGGCGCCGCCCAGGGCGGUGGCCAGCAGCAGCAGGGCGGCCAGCAGGGUGGCGGCUUCAACGCUCAGCAGCUUGAGGGCCUUGCUGGCCAGUUCCUCGGCGGCCAGCAGGGUGGUGGCCAGCAGCAGCAGGGCGGCGGCGGCCAGCAGGGCGGCUUCAACGCUCAGCAGCUCGAGGGCCUCGCCGGCCAGUUCCUCGGCGGUGGCGGCGGCGGCCAGCAGCAGCAGCAGCAGGGCGCCGGCGGCCUCGGCGGCAUUGCUUCGUCUUUCCUCGGCGGCGGCGGCGGCGGUGGCGGCGCGCAGGGCAUGGAGGCCAAGGCCAUGACCGACGCCAUGUCUGGCAACAUGACCGGCGCGGCCGAGGACAUGGCCAUUGCCGAGUUUGAGCAGCGCCUGUAG